Hydractinia symbiolongicarpus is the source of this 906-nucleotide messenger RNA. RefSeq lists its product as uncharacterized. The coding region runs from base 1 to 906 and encodes 301 amino acids. NCBI's taxonomy places the organism in Eukaryota, Metazoa, Cnidaria, Hydrozoa, Anthoathecata, Hydractiniidae. The transcript is spliced from 3 exons. The record is from RefSeq and is a predicted model, not a curated record.
AUGAUUCAAUUUCGGAACUUACUUUCAAAAUUAGACUGGGAGUUAGUCAUGCAAAGCGAAGAUGCUAAUAGCGCGUAUCAGUUAUUUUUAAAAUAUUUUUACACGCAGUACGAAAAAGCAUUUCCGAAAAGACGUGUAACUGUCAAAACCAAAAGCCUGUUGAGCCCGUGGAUGACAAAAGGACUCAUUAUGUCCUCAAGAAGAAGCAAAGAUUAUAUGAAAAGUUUUAAAAACUUAUUUGAAAAACUAAAAAAAGUUUCUAAAUUUUACUCAAAAAGUUUAGAAAUGACACUAAAACAACUUGGAAUAUUAUUAAGUAAAUUAUUGCCUCUCGGAAAAAAUCCCAUCAAGCAGCAAGCAUUUUGUCUCUUAAAAAGGUAUGACAGUAGGAUGGAAGAAUAUAAUUUAACAAUGGCCGAAUUGAAUACUACUUUUAAAAGCUUGCAAAGCAACAAAAGUGCUGGUAUUGAUGAAAUAAGUGUCAACGUCACCCAUCUCAGUACUACCUUGUUUUUCCAAAAUUUUAAACGCAUUAUGCACAAUAGAAUUUACGAAUAUUUUGUUGAUAAUGAUAUGUUGUACAUAACGCAAUUUGGGUUUCAAAAAGGACAUUCUACAGAUCACGCAGUAAGCGAACUGGUAAAUAAGAUUUCAGAAAGUUUUGAUAAAAAUAUGUUUACACUUGGGGUGUUCAUUGAUCUUUCAAAAGCAUUUGAUACCGUAAAUCACAAAAUUUUACUAUCAAAGUUGCAGUAUGACGGAGUACAGGAAUCAACCUCACUUUGGUUUAAAGACUAUCUUACAGACAGAAAGCAAUGUAUUCCUCACGUUAAUCAUACGACUGAAGUCAAAAAUGUGAAAUGUGGAGUUCCACAGGGCUCGAUACUUGAGCGCUCCUUUCUUUAA